Messenger RNA from Zootermopsis nevadensis, 774 nucleotides. The record is from RefSeq and is a predicted model, not a curated record. NCBI's taxonomy places the organism in Eukaryota, Metazoa, Arthropoda, Insecta, Blattodea, Termopsidae.
AUGGAACAUGGCAAAUGGAGUCCUGUUUCAUUUCCGGCUGCUGAUUUCGAUAAAUCUGCGAGAUCCCAGGAAGAGACUUCUUCAUCAUGGACCCUAUUUGCCGAUAGGACAGAGUACAGGGUUAUCCAGAAGGUGUUGGAUGAUUGCAUGAAUAGUGAAGAUGGAAUCACGUGCCUCAAGACGAAAGCGAUCUCGUUCCUGGACCGAGCGGCGAGGCUGGACAGUAUCCCGUUGUUCACAGGAGUGUCGCUGGCUCGUCAACCGGAGGAGGUUGCUGAGAUGCCAGCAAUAAGCGAAGCUGAACUGGAGACAACUCUCCCUCGAGGUUGGAGCCACAAGAACGAGAAACUUGACCAAAUGAUUUACGAUCGUCUGUCCAACUUCUUGGCCAACCACACGCUUGUCAUGGACGUCUCAGAGCAGGCCGUCCAAGAAGUUGAAACAAAUGCCAUGUCUGUAAGGCACUCCGACCCGAACGACGUUUUGGUUACAGGUCGGGUCAGACGUCGGAAGAAGUUGAUGGGCUUCGUGCUGAUGGCUCUGUCUGCAGUGGCUGCAAUGGUGGGACCUCUGGCCUUCAAGAGUCUGGCAGCCUUGGCCUUCAAGGCACUGCUGGUCGCAAAGGUUGCUCUCGUGCUGUCCUCGGUCUUGGCUCUCAAGAAAUUUGUCCACCACGACGACCACAACAGAUCCUUGUCGCUUACGGAGAAAGCUACUGAACAGGCCCACAGAAUGGCUUACAAUGCCCACCUGUGGCACACCUUGACGGAUUGA